CGGUGUCUCCCGGGUUUAUAUGAGGGUCGCCCUGCGGGGCGUGGGCAGCUGUGUCUUUUUCUGGCCUGGGUGGGGGUCGCCCUCAGGGGGGUGGUCCCUGCCCGUCUAUAUUUAGUGUCUUCUUCUGUCCCUCACAGGCCGCACAGAGUCCCUGCACCUGUCACCCCGGAGCAGCUUCCAGGAGGACGACAUGAAGAAAGCGGUGGCAGACCUCCUGUACUGGAGAAACAUCUCUCUUUCCGCUGUCUGUCUCACCGGCCUCACCCUGUGCCUGCUGUGUCUCAUCCAGUUCAGUGUGAUCAGCGUCGUCUCUUACGCUUCUCUCCUCAUCCUCAGCGCGGCGCUCACAAUGCAGCUGUACUGGAAGGUGCUAAAGAAAGGGGACGGAGCAAACCCCUUCCAGAGGUAUCUGGACAUGGAUCCCGUCCCUCAGCAGCAGGUGGAGGUGAUCUCCGCUCGUCUUGUGCUUCUCCUCUUUUCUGCGCUCUCCACUCUCCGCAGACUCUUCUUAGUGCAGGACACCAAGGAGUCCCUGAAGUUCCUGCUCAUCCUCUACCUCCUCACUUAUGUUGGUGCUGUGGUUAAUGGACUCACCCUUCUGCUCCUCGGGGUGAUUGGGGUCUUCACGUUUCCAGUCAUGUACAGACACAACCAGGUGCUGGUCGAUCGCCACGUCUCCAUGGUCACCGGUCGGGUUGCAGCAUUUCGAACAAAAGUUCGAGCUCAGUUGAGAAAACAAGGAACUAAAAGGGACUGAGAACCGCGGAUGCUGCACUGGCCCCUCCCCCUCCGAUAACAUACCACCGUGGCCCCUCCCCCUCUGAGAAAAUGCCACGAUGGCUCCUCCCCUCCGGUAACAUGCCACAGUGGCCCCUCCCUCUCAGGAAACAUGCAACGGUGUUCCCUCCCCCUACAGUUACAUGGUGCAGCGCCACCAACCAUAGUAUUCCAGAUCCAAAGUGACUCCCAGUGGAGGCCCCUGAACACUCCCAGUGGAGGCCCCUGAACACUCCCAGUGGAGGCCCCUGAACACUCCCAGUGGAGGCCCCUGAACACUCCCAGUGGAGGCCCCUGAACACUCCCAGUGGAGGCCCCUGAAGACUCCCAGUGGAGGCCCCUGAAGACUCCAAUCAUUGUUACCGCAGGAUCAAGUCACACAACAAUGAGUGGAAAAUUCUGCAACUCUGUGCACAAUAAAUUGUUGUUUUUUUAUUUUAA
This is a messenger RNA of Bufo gargarizans (Asiatic toad), 1218 nucleotides long. Its product is annotated as reticulon-2-like. Bases 191 to 757 code for a protein of 188 amino acids. The record is from RefSeq and is a predicted model, not a curated record. NCBI's taxonomy places the organism in Eukaryota, Metazoa, Chordata, Amphibia, Anura, Bufonidae. The transcript has 7 exons.